Messenger RNA from Cyclopterus lumpus (lumpfish), 817 nucleotides. RefSeq names its product testicular haploid expressed gene protein (gene spmap2l). Bases 15 to 617 code for a protein of 200 amino acids. The transcript is spliced from 4 exons. The record is from RefSeq and is a predicted model, not a curated record. NCBI's taxonomy places the organism in Eukaryota, Metazoa, Chordata, Actinopteri, Perciformes, Cyclopteridae.
AGGAGGAGGAGGCGAUGUUCUCCAGGAAGACCCCGCGUCCUUCCUCCGAGGCGUCCCGGUACGAGCGCAUUGUGCGCUUGUCGACACCCAGAACCCGGAGCUGCAGCUCCCAGGAAGCCGGUCAGAACCGUCCCGUCUGGCACGUCGACCCCAGAGCGAAGGCCGCCGUGGUCACGGCGCGGCUGCUGCGGCUCGCCAACCCCAAACCCGACCACCCGGACUUCCUGAGCAACAGAGAGAGCGUGGCGUCCGUCGUUUCGUUCGCUUCCAAGACGGCUCGAAUCUCCAAGCGACUGGUCCGGCUGUCGCUGCCCCGACUGAAGCGGAGCAACGACGACCACGAGCUCGGACGCCCGGUGGAGCCGAUCUGGACCGUUUCGAAGGCGGCGUUGAGAGCCACGGCGAGCGCCCGCGUUGAAACGUUGGCGACGCCAAAGCGUCUUUCCGAGGACUACGUCCCCCCACGAGAACCAGACUGGAACCGGACCAACGUCCACCCCCACCCCACGAGAACCAGACUGGAACCAGACCAACGUCCACCCCCACCCCACGAAAACCAGAGUGGAGCCGGACCAACGUCCCCCCACCCCACGAGAACUAAAGUGGAGCCGGACUGACGUGCCCCCACCCCACGAGAACCAGAAUGGAGCCGGACCGACGUGCCGUCCUCCUGAGCUGAAUGAAUUAAUAUAAACUGUAAGCAAUUGUUGUUGUUUUUCCAAACAUUUGUAGAAGACUAAGCCCAAAGAUUAUAAAAGUAUUUAAUAUGUUUAAAUUCCAAACUCAAUCUGAGACAUCUGGAGGGGAAACGAGACAA